AUGUAUCGCAUUCUCCACCGCACCUUGUGCACCAUUGCAGAGGAAUCAACCUCCAGCAUCAAGUCCAUUUCACAAGACCUCUACAAAGAACAAAACCUCAAGACCCUCGUUGACAAGUUCAAGAAAGCUUCUGACAUCGACCGCUUCCGUACAAAAGCCGGCAUCUACGAAGACACCGUCCGCCGCCUCGCCAGAGCCAAACGUUUCCGAUGGGUCCGUGACAUUAUCGAACACCAGAAGAAUUACACCGACAUGGCCAAUGAAGGUUUCUCAGCGCGUCUCAUUACGUUGUAUGGGAAAUCCAAAAUGGACAGACACGCACAGAAGCUGUUUGAUGAAAUGCCUCAGAGAAACUGUAACCGUUCUGUGUUAUCUCUUAAUGCUUUGUUGGCUGCUUAUCUUCAUUCCAAGAAAUAUGAUGUCGUUGAGAAGCUUUUUAGGGAUCUUCCUGUUCAGCUCUCUGUGAAACCUGAUUUGGUUUCUUAUAAUACUUUUAUUAAAGCGUUGUUGGAAAUGGGUUCUUUUGAUUCUGCGGUUGCGGUGGUUGAGGAGAUGGAGAAGGAAGGAGUGAAAACUGAUUUGAUCACGUUUAAUACUCUGCUUGAUGGGCUAUACUCAAAGGGUCGUUUUGAGGAUGGUGAGAAACUGUGGGGAAAAUUGGGUGAGAAGAAUGUUGUUCCUAAUAUCAGGACUUACAAUGCGAGGUUGUUGGGGUUGGCUAUGGUGAAGAAAACUGGUGAAGCUGUUGAGUUUUAUGAGGAAAUGGAGAAAAAGGGCGUCAAGCCUGAUAUUUUUAGCUUGAAUGCUUUGAUCAAAGGUUUUGCCAAUGAAGGGAACUUGGAUGAAGCUAAGAAGUGGUUUGGUGAAAUUGGAAAAUCUGAGUAUGACCCUGAUAAGGCCAGUUAUUCUAUAAUUGUUCCUUUUCUGUGUGAGAAGGGUGAUUUGAAAACAGUUCUUGAGAUGGUUAAGGAGAUAUUCUACACUCACUGCCGUGUUGAUGCAUCGUUGCUGCAAGUUGUGGUGGACAAACUGCUGAGUGAGUCCAUGGUUUCAGAGGCCAAGGAGAUUGUUGAACGAGGGAAAACAAAUAAUUACUGUCGCUAUAAGCUAAAUUUGCCAGCAGAUGAGUGA
This is a messenger RNA of Lathyrus sativus (Indian pea), 1131 nucleotides long. The record is from the annotation of a GenBank genome assembly. Lineage: Eukaryota; Viridiplantae; Streptophyta; Magnoliopsida; Fabales; Fabaceae.